Messenger RNA from Aspergillus wentii DTO 134E9, 2193 nucleotides. RefSeq lists its product as uncharacterized. Gene Ontology annotation, molecular function: A2-type glycerophospholipase activity. Gene Ontology annotation, biological process: glycerophospholipid catabolic process. Gene Ontology annotation, cellular component: cytosol; intracellular membrane-bounded organelle. The record is from RefSeq and is a predicted model, not a curated record. The coding region runs from base 218 to 2116 and encodes 632 amino acids. The transcript is spliced from 2 exons. Lineage: Eukaryota; Fungi; Ascomycota; Eurotiomycetes; Eurotiales; Aspergillaceae.
CUCGGAACGCGCCCGGAUCGGCCGGUAAACAAGUGGACUCUGUGCCUGUGGGACGAACUGCUGCGCUGGCCGGUGAUUUGCGGCUGGCAUCUGCAUUGUUUCUAAGGCUGUUCCGAGGAUCUCGCGGGAUCGAGGAGGCGCUUGUUAUUUAAGUGCCCUGGUGCCUCCUCCAUCGCUGCCGGUUCUAUCUUCACCUUCCCAAGGUUACACCCUCACCAUGAAGUGGACGACCCUUACCGCUCUGGCCGUGGGCCUUGCCCCAGUUACGGCCUCCCCCGUCGACAUCCAAGUUACUCCUCGAGCCCUUCCUAACGCGCCCAGUGGCUACACCCCCAAGAAUGUUACAUGCCCUGCUACCCGUCCCAGCAUUCGAAGUGCUUCGUCUCUAUCAUCAAACGAGACCGAAUGGCUCAAGACUCGCCGACAGGAAACCAUUCAGCCCUUGAAGGAUCUCCUGAACCACCUCGACAUCUCCGGGUUUGACGCCAACACCUACAUUGACAACCACAAGAGCAAUGUCUCCAACAUUCCGAAUAUUGCCAUCGCCGCUUCGGGUGGUGGUUAUCGUGCCAUGCUUAACGGUGCUGGUGCCAUCAAGGCUUUUGACAGUCGUAUCUACAAUGCUACCACAAAGGGACACCUUGGAGGUGUCUUGCAGGCAGCUACUUAUGUCGCUGGUUUGAGUGGUGGUAGCUGGUUGGUCGGAUCUAUCUACAUUAACAACUUCACCACCAUCUCGGAUCUGCAGACAUACGAGAAGGGCGCUGUCUGGCAGCUCAGCAAGAACAUCUUCGAAGGACCCGACACCGGUGGUAUCCGUCUGUUCAGCGAGGCUUCGUACUACAAGGACUUGUACGACGCUGUCGAAGGCAAGACCGACGCCGGAUUCAAAGGCUCCCUGACCGAUUACUGGGGUCGUGCCUUGUCCUACCAGUUCAUUAAUGACUCCAACGGUGGUAUUGACUAUACCUGGUCCUCCAUUGCCGAGACUGAGGACUUCAAGGCUGCCAAGAUGCCCAUGCCGUUGGUGGUUGCCGAUGGCCGUGGCCAAGGCGAGUUGAUCAUCGGUAGCAACUCGACCGUCUACGAAUUCAACCCCUGGGAGUUCGGCUCGUUCGACCCCACUGUGUACGGAUUCGCCCCGCUGGAGUAUGUUGGAUCCAAGUUUGAGAAGGGAGAGCUGCCCGACAACGCAACGUGUGUUCGUGGAUUCGACAAUGCUGGAUACAUUAUGGGUACUUCAUCUACCUUGUUCAACCAGGGCAUGCUGGUCCUCGACAACUCGAGCGCGGUCCCCGAUUUCCUCAAGUCUGGCGUUGAGAAGAUUCUCACUGCCUUCGAUGACCAUGAUGACGAUAUCGCUGUUUACUCCCCCAACCCGUUCUAUCGCUACCGCGAUGCCAGCACCGCCUAUGCUGGAGCUCCUGAUCUGGACGUUGUCGAUGGUGGUGAGGACAAUCAGAACGUUCCUCUUCACCCCGUCAUCCAGCCGGAACGUCACGUCGAUGUGGUUUUCGCUAUCGACUCCUCUGCGGACACUGACUAUAGCUGGCCCAACGGUGCCUCUCUCGUAGCUACCUACGAACGUUCUCUGAACUCCACUGGAAUUGGAAAUGGAACCGCUUUCCCAUCUGUUCCGGGUCAGAACACCUUCAUCAACCUCGGCCUCAACACCCGCCCGACCUUCUUUGGUUGCGACCCGGCCAACAUCACCGGUGAAGCGCCCUUGGUGGUUUACCUGCCUAACUACCCCUACACCUUCUACUCCAACACUUCGACAUAUAAGAUGACCUACUCUGAUGAGGAGCGUGACAACAUGAUCACCAACGGUUACGAAGUGGUGACCCGGGGUAACGGUACCGAGGACUCGAAAUGGCCGACUUGCGUUGGCUGUGCCAUCAUUAGCCGAUCGCUGAACCGUACCAACACUGCCGUUCCCGAAGUGUGCAACCAGUGUUUCCAGCAAUACUGCUGGAACGGUACCGUUGACAACUCGGACCCCGGUGACUACGAGCCUACCAGUCUCAUGACUGUGGCUUCUGGAUCAAGCAAGUCGCAGUUCAACCGCACAGCGGCGUUCAUUGCAUUUGCGGUGGCCAUUUUUGCGACCGUCUAAGAUACCUGAGAGAAACUCAAUAUUUGCAUAACCUUAUCACGAGAUUAUGAUUGGUAAAUAGUAAUUUAUUUGUUCAU